CAGAAGUUUUGUUUAUGCCUUGUGCCGCUGGCACGCUGCGUUGUUGUGCCCACAUGCUGGCGACUGUGCUGGGUGUGGAUUAAAAUACGCACCACUAUAACAUAUUUAGUAUUGUAGACAUCCAAUAAGUGCUUCAUAACAGACGCAGACGUAUACAAAGUGCCACCUUAUCCUUGGCUUGACGAUAUUUUACGCCAUAGAAACGCUUGUAGUUAUUUGUGCUCGUUAAAUUCAAAAUAAAAUUGUCAUGAAUCCAUAUCUACUGCAGCUACGUGAAUUGGUGUAAAUCUUGUGUUGUUUUAUCAGCAGUGAGUGGGAAUACAAGCCGAUUAAAAGAAACUGACAUCCGUGAAUACUGAGCGUCAGCGCACGCUUUGCCGACUCGUUUUGUCAUGAAGGAAGAACCACUGGAUGCUUUCUCGCCGGUCAACACGGGACCUGAAAGCUUCACAACUGCACCAGAACAGGACCAAAGUGCAGAUACAUUUCCGGUCCCGGAAACUCAGAUGUUUGAGUUUGUGGCUGUGAAACAGGAAUGGGUCGAAGAUGGGGUGAAGAAAGAUGACUGGGAUGAGGCUCAGGAGCCUGAGAAUGCAGCUGUAGAGGAAGAUGAGAUUCAUGCAAAAACACAGCCUUCUGAGUGGCUCAAGUCAGAGGAAUCCGAAUCGGGAGACACAACAGUGGACACUCCAAGGUUCAUCCCGCAGGGCCAGGACCUGCCUACUACUGACAAAUGUGCUGCCAUAAUUGCCAGAAAUGACGAUAUCCCGCUUGGUGAUAGUAAUCACAGUGGCAGCAGUAAGGAAUGUGAUAAGAACAAAAGCGACAGACUCCUACUGUCAGGACAGGUGGUGUACUCAGAGAUGCAGGAUAAACUGUGUAGGAAUAUAGAUGGUCUCAUCUGCUUGCUGCUAAAAACAGGUGUCACGAGUACUUCCUGUUUGGAGCACAAUGACCGUUCCACAGACCACCAGAGCCAGUAGACAGAAAACUUCGACGUCACUUGAACCUGUGUUGCGUGUACACUGUGCUGUGAGAUAUUUAUCAAUAGAGGGUAUUUGUACCAGUAAUUUACUUUUGCCUGCAUCACAUAGGAAGUAAAUAGUGACUGUAAACAAAAUACAGCAAGUUAUUCUGAUUGUAGAUUUGAUACAGAACGUGAUUAUGAGAACCACCCAAUUAUAAGGAAAUGUAAAAUUCAUAAGGGGAAGUGGAAGAAAUGGGUUGCAAAAAAAGAAGAGAAAUUCGGGACACUGUUAUGGUUUACCGAAAUCUGAUUGCCUGUUCAAGAUUGCUGCCACCCUCCGUGAGCCCAAAAUUGUGGCACUGCAAUUGCCUGAUGGAGUCCUGUUGUAUUGUCUGUGUCAGCUGAUGAGUAAUUGAUUACCAACAGCAGUUGUACUUAUGCU
This is a messenger RNA of Schistocerca nitens (vagrant locust), 1409 nucleotides long. RefSeq lists its product as uncharacterized. The record is from RefSeq and is a predicted model, not a curated record. Bases 393 to 983 code for a protein of 196 amino acids. The transcript has 9 exons. Lineage: Eukaryota; Metazoa; Arthropoda; Insecta; Orthoptera; Acrididae.